Molecule: messenger RNA, 1866 nt
Organism: Letharia lupina
Lineage: Eukaryota; Fungi; Ascomycota; Lecanoromycetes; Lecanorales; Parmeliaceae
Exons: 4
Coding region: 1-1866 (621 amino acids)
Source: RefSeq, a predicted model, not a curated record
AUGGUGUACCUCAACCCAGGCGGAUUCGACUUCGGAUCGGAGAAUCUGGACGGCUAUGGCAUUUCCAACAUCGUCUUCAUCGUCAUAUACUCGCUCUUCUUCUACUCCGCAUGCUUCUUCACCUGGAUCUACCGCAAGCAUCCCGUUCUCCGAAUGCGCAACGUUCCCCUCAUGCUCUUGUCCCUGCUCACCAUGCAUGUCUUCACCUUUGCCGUCAUGAUCGUCUACACAAUGAACGGUGCCUUCCCGUGCCAGGUCGAGUACUGGUGCAUGUGCUUGUACUUGCCCAUCGGCAUCGGCUUGUACCAGGCCUACAACCAGCAAUUGCUCAUCGUUAGUCGUGGCCAGGCGGCGUUGAUCACAAAGGAUGAACUGUUCAAGCCGAUAUUUCCAAAGGGAAAGGGAUUUGGCGGUCCCAAGUAUUGGGCUUUUCGCUUCAAGGUUUGGUGGCAGAGUGUCAGCUCAAAGGGGAAAUACGAGGGGUUCGUGUUGAUUGGCAUCGUCAUCCAGUUCACCGUGUCUUUCAUCAUCUAUAACGUCUCUCGCAAAUUCAACCACUACGGCAUUGUCGACCAUCAUACAUCUCCGGGCUUAUGUCGGCGAGGGUGGGAAUGGGUUCCAACCGUAGUAUGGCAAUUUGCGUGGAAUUAUAUUUUCGGUCCGUAUCUGCUCUGGAAUAUUCGCAUGAUCAAAGACAUCUACCAUUGGCGGCUACAAACCACGCUUGCCAUAAUCGCUGGGUAUGCUGGUCUGGUCCUCAACGAAGAAAGGAGGCUGACCGCAAUAGGCUUCCUGGAGCUCCCAUCUGGCUGGCAGCUGCUCAUUCCCGGCCUCAUGACCAUCGAAAUCGUCACCCUCGGGUUCCCCAUCUACGCCAUCUACAAGAACAAAAAGGCCGCCCGCGAAGUCAACAACGCCCUCGCAGACUUUGACCAGAAGCGCCUCCAAUCCUUCGACGAGGGCACCACGCUCGGCGGCUCCGAACACUCCCUGAAAACCAAGGCUUCCUCAAGAGGCUCCAGCAAGAAAGGGAAAAUGUACCCCAUGGAAUCCCUCGACGCCUGCCUGGCCGGCAACCACGACGGGCUCCAGGUCUACGCCUCCUGCAUGGAGCUCAACGGCGAGAACAUCAUCUUCCUCACCAAAGUCAUCGCCUUCACCCAGCAGUGCCAGCGCGCCUUCGCUGACGCCUGCCGCUCCACCGCCGAGUUCCGCCGAGCCCGCACCGCCAUGUUCCGCGCCGGCCUCAGCAUCUUCGUCUCCCUCGUCCACACCGGCACCGCCUCCUACCCCAUCAACAUCGAAUCCCACAUCUACGCCCGCCUCGACGCCGUCUUCGGCCCCGCCACCGCCCUCGUCGCCUCGGCCAAACAGUCCCGGUCGCCCAGCAUCGCGUCCCCCAACUCCAAGGUCACCCCCUGGGACGACCCCGCCGACACCUCCUCCGCCGCCAGCACCACCGCCGACCACGACGACGGCCCCACCAACAAGAACAACAACAACAACAACAACAACAACAGCAACAACAACAACGACAGCAACAGCAACAGCGCCGCCACCGGUGGCUACUUCGACACCGUCGCCGAUAACGACGCCAUCGCCGAAAACUCCUACCCCAUGCGCCCCAUGGGCAAAGGCUCGCGCAACGAGAGCAGGGAGCACAUCGUGCACGUGCGCGAAAACGAAGUCGGCGGCAAUCCACGCGGCGGCGACGGCGACCCGCUCGAGGGCGUCGCCGUGCCGGGCGAGUUCGACGAGCGCGUCUUCGACGCCGCCUUCAAGAGCGUGCGGUUCAUGGUCUGGACGGAGACGUGGCAGCGCUACAUGCACUGGAAGCGGAGGGAGGGCAGCGUGGUGGGGGAUUAG